AUGGUCAUUGAGGAUGUGGCCGUAGUCUUUACCCAAGAAGAGUGGGCUUUGCUGGGUCUUGAUCAGAGGAAAUUCUACAGAGAUGUCCUGACAGAAACGUUGAGAAACGUAGCCACAACAGAUGAGGGUUAUGAAUGUAAGGAAUGUGGGAAAGCAUUUAGUCUGUCCUCAACCCUCUCUACACGUAGACGAAUUCACAGUGGAGAAAGGCCAUAUGAAUGUAAGGAAUGUGGGAAAGCAUUUAGUCAGCCCUCAAACCUCUCUGUACAUAAAAGAAUUCACAGUGGCGGGAGGCCGUAUGAAUGUAAGGAAUGUGGAAAAGUAUUUACUCAACCCUCAAACCUCUCUGUACAUAAAAGAAUUCACAGUGGAGAGAGGCUCUAUGAAUGUAAGGAAUGUGGGAAAGUAUUUCGUCACCCCUCAAACCUCUCUGUACAUAAACGUAUUCACAGUAGAGAGAGUCUCUAUGAAUGUAAAGAAUGUGGGAAAGCAUUUAGUCGGCUGUCACACCUCUCUACACAUAAAAGAAUUCACAGUGGAGAGAGACCCUAUGAAUGUAAGCAAUGUGGGAAAGUAUUUCGUCAGCUAUCAACCCUCUCUAGACAUGAAAGAGUUCACAGUGGAGAGAGGCCCUUUGAAUGUAAGGAAUGUGGGAAGACAUUUAGAUGUUCCUUUUCCCUAUCUACACAUAAAAGGAUUCACAAUGGAGAGAGACCCUAUGAAUGUAAAGAAUGUGGUAAAGCAUUUAGUCAGCCCUCAAACCUCUCUGUACAUAAAAGAGUUCACAGUGGAGAGAAGCCCUAUGAAUGUAAGGAAUGUGGGAAAGCAUUUAGUCAGCCCUCACACCUCUCACAGCAUAAAAGAAUUCACACUGAACACAGGCCCUAUAAAUGUAAGGAAUGUGGAAAAGCAUUUAAUCAGCCCUCUAGCUUCUGUAUACAUAAAAGAAUUCACAGUGGGAGGCCCUAUGAAUGUAAGGAAUGUGGGAAAACAUUUAGUCAGCCCUCACAGCUCUCUGAACAUAAAAGAAUUCACAGUGGAGAGCAUUUAGUCCCCAUCAGUUUUCAACACAUAAAAGAAUUCACAGUGGAGAGGAGCCCUGUGAAUGUUAGGAAUGUGGGAAAGCAUUUGUUCAACACUCAGACCUCACUAGGUAUAUAA
Messenger RNA from Orycteropus afer afer, 1161 nucleotides. NCBI's taxonomy places the organism in Eukaryota, Metazoa, Chordata, Mammalia, Tubulidentata, Orycteropodidae. The record is from RefSeq and is a predicted model, not a curated record.